UCCAGACAGCGAAUCACAUGAGCAGGGAUCUGUUUACAAACUGAACUGAGCAGGAGAGAAGUCAUCGGCACCAUUAUGUGGAGGCAGGGCUGGUGGAUAAGGCAACAGGAAACACACAUGAAGCUCAUCACUUUGUCUGGAGGACACAUUUUAUAUCCUUAGAAUUUUAAAAGCGGACAAGCCAAACCAGAUGGCAUGAGGAAGAGACACAGCCUGCCGCCUCUCCCAGCUUGAACAGGGUGCAUUCACAACAUCUAGCUCUGACGGCUGUUUACCACAGCUCUUCCUCUCCUUUGUUACCGAGGAAAACGUCUGAUUGUAACGUGAGGGCGAUCAUCUUGAGGGAGACAUAGGAAAGCAAGAAGACUAGAGGAAGUGGCUGACGGCAGCAGAGGAAGGGGAUGCCUGUGUGAUCCAGAUUCCUGACAAGUUCUGCAAAAUGACUACAGAUAUCAGCGGUCGUCUUCCACUCAAUGUCUAUGUAAUCAUUCUUGGGAUAGGCCUCUUCAUCUUCAUGUUGAGUAUGAUCUUCUGUUGCUACCUGUUCAGAUUGAGGCGACAGGGCACACAGGAACAAUAUGGCUAUAAUGAGGUUGUUUUAAAAGGUCCAGGGAAAAAGCUGAGCCUUCUUGGACAAACCUGUGCUGUUUGCCUGGAGGAGUUUCGGAGCAGGGAUGAACUCGGGGUUUGCCCCUGUUCACAUGCUUUUCACAAGAAGUAAGAUGAUGAUCAUUCAUCAUCUUGCCACACUGUCCAACAUAUGCAUAAUUCUGUACAUUGUUAUUGCAUUGUGCUGCAGUUUUGUGCAGCAUUACAAUAUGACAAUUUAAAAUAACAACACUUUACUUUCAAAAACAAAUGCAAAGAAUGUUGUGUUCUGGCAAAACAUUGAUGGAGGCACUUCAACAAGAAUUAAAAACACAGAGGAAACUCAAAUUGAGCUGUCAGAGUAAUGGCACUAAACAGGGUAUUUGGUCUUGAAUUACAGCUGUCAGAUUAUUCAUCUCUGACAGACAUUCUGCUGUUUAAGACUGUCAAAAUAAUACAGUCCCACCCCAUUAUGCCUUAAGUUAAGUCUCAUCUUGUGACAGGGUCAUAAUACAGUCGUAGAUGUUACAGUGAUUGAGAUA
Molecule: messenger RNA, 1130 nt
Organism: Xyrauchen texanus (razorback sucker)
Lineage: Eukaryota; Metazoa; Chordata; Actinopteri; Cypriniformes; Catostomidae
Product: RING finger protein 122-like
Exons: 5
Coding region: 440-721 (93 amino acids)
Source: RefSeq, a predicted model, not a curated record